Molecule: messenger RNA, 842 nt
Organism: Balaenoptera acutorostrata (minke whale)
Lineage: Eukaryota; Metazoa; Chordata; Mammalia; Artiodactyla; Balaenopteridae
Gene: SVBP
Product: small vasohibin binding protein
Exons: 3
Coding region: 296-496 (66 amino acids)
Biological process (GO): negative regulation of protein ubiquitination; protein secretion
Cellular component (GO): apical part of cell
Source: RefSeq, a predicted model, not a curated record
GGCGGGGGUUCCCCGAAGGCGGGGGUUCCCCCUUGGGCCCUUGUCCGAGUCCCGAGGCCCGGGAGGGAAAGCCCAGGCUCCCGAGCGCUGCCCGCCUCCAGCCGCCGUUUUGCACCAGGAGUGGGCGGCGGCGGGAGGGGAGCUCUCUUGGGGCCGGGCUUGGGCCCGGGCGGGGCGGUGGCGGAGGGCGGGCCCCUCGGGCCGAGCGGGCCGUAACCUUCUGGGAGGGCAGAGAUCCGUCUUCUUCUGUACCAUCCAGGUCAGAGCUGACUAAGAAGUAUACAGAAGCCAAGUCAUGGAUCCACCUGCACGUAAAGAAAAAUCCAAAGUUAAAGAGGCCGUCAGCAGAGUUGAGAAGGCCAAGCAGAAAUCAGCCCAGCAGGAGCUGAAGCAAAGACAGAGAGCAGAGAUCUAUGCCCUCAACAGAGUCAUGACAGAACUGGAGCAGCAGCAGUUUGAUGAGUUCUGUAAACAGAUGCAGCCUCCUGGAGAGUGAGCUACCCCUGCCUUCACACUCGAUGGGACCCUGGAGGCUUUGUUUGUGUGUUACCAGUCUUAAGCUGAGAUGGCCCAUUUGGAGCCUUACACAACUGGACCAGAAGACAUUUGUGUUAUUCCUAAAACUGGAUAAAUCGGAACUUCCUAUAUCUAACUUACUUCACUAGUUCCUCCGACCUGAAUUGGCCCAUUGCUUGCUGAAGAGACUUGUUCUAUUCUUCCAAGACAAUAGAUUCUUUUUUUUCAUUUUUUUUUAACUUUUUCUAUUUUUUUGGGAAAAAAAUCAGUGUUUCUUGUGAAACUGUAAAUCUCCAAAACUACAAAUAAAAUACCAAUAAGCUGUU